CUCAUCACGACACCCCGCAACCACCCAACGCCAAACGCCAAACACCACAAUCAUGGAUGCUCUCGGCUCCGCGAUUCGCCCGGUCCUUUCACCCAUCACUCAAAAUCUUCCCAAGCCCAUUGCAGACUUGGGUGAAUCUCUACUCGGUCCCAUCUGCUACCAGACCCUCUUGCACGACAUCGAUCUCACUAAGACCGAAUGCGUGAAGCUUGCCAUUUCCAAGGGUCUAGGGAUUGGCAUAAUCGGCGCGUCAUCGAUCGUCAAGAUUCCACAGCUGCUCAAGCUGCUGAACUCGCAGUCCGCUGAAGGCCUGUCCUUCCUUUCCUAUGUCCUCGAAUCCGGUGCCUACCUCAUCUCGUUGAGCUACAACGUCCGUCAUGGAUUCCCGUUCAGCACAUACGGCGAGACGGCACUCAUAUUGAUUCAAAACAUUGCUAUCGCGUCGCUGGUCUUGAACUACAGCGGGAGGCAGCCUGCUAUUGCAGCGUGGAUUGCAGGAUUAGCUGGCGUUGGAUGGCUCAUGUUCAACGAGAACCAGGUCAACGAGGCAAACCUCAGCCUGGCUAUGAGCGCCGCAGGGAUACUGGGCGUCGCAGCCAAGAUUCCUCAGAUCUUGACCAUCUGGACUGAGGGUGGUACUGGCCAGUUGAGCGCAUUCGCUGUCAUCAACUACCUCCUCGGCUCUGCCUCGCGCAUUUUCACCACAUUCCAAGAAGUCGACGACCCGCUUAUUCUGUACGGGUUCGUCGCAGGUUUCGCAUUCAACCUCGUCCUGUUCCUACAGGUCAUAUACUACUGGAAUGCGCCCGCUUCGAAGAACACAGAGAGCAAGAAGCUCAACAGGCCUGUCGCACCCGCUGUCGCGGCGAAGAAGGAGGAGGCGAAGCGCGCAGUGUCGAGCGGUGCAGGGAAAAGCCCCAGCACGAGGCGCAGGGGAUAAAUAUAGUCACAACUAGCACAUUCGCAAGUUUUGGGUAGCUCAAUGCA
Boeremia exigua is the source of this 987-nucleotide messenger RNA. Its product is annotated as mannose-P-dolichol utilization defect 1 protein-like protein. Bases 53 to 940 code for a protein of 295 amino acids. Lineage: Eukaryota; Fungi; Ascomycota; Dothideomycetes; Pleosporales; Didymellaceae. The record is from RefSeq and is a predicted model, not a curated record. The transcript has 2 exons.